AACGCUCAAGACUAUCAAUGAAAGUCGCUUUUCACUGUGUUUCGCUUUCGGAAAUGGUCAACAAUACCGUGGACCAAGAUUAUUAUUGAGAAGUCACGGUAGACACAGAGGAAGAUUUUAACGUAACUUUAUUUCACUUGUUCUAUUUAACGUUUUUAUCCGACACUAAAAUAAUGUUUAAAACGUGUUUAAUGAUAAAAAGACUUCACUCUCCUGUCAAAACAGAACGAAAAGUUAUUUCGUAUAAUGAACGAAAACUGAAUUGCAAAAAGCUACAUAACUGGAAAAAAGCGAAACAAAAACAUGACGAUAGUUGAACAAGAGUACAGAGAAGAGGAGAGAAGUUGUGGAUGCCUCAGCGCACGGAAGAAGAAUGGCUGGUUUGAGAGUGCCGGCCGCUGACUGGAAGAGACAGAGGGAGAGAGCAAGUGAGAUGGAGGCGGGGGAAGUUCCCAUCUCUGCGGGGACUGGAGUGUCUCUGCCCUGGACCAGCGGCGCAGUGCUGGCUAACAUUCAACCCAACCCUACCACAACGAGCUCGACACGCGCACUGACACAGCCUUUGAAGACCGUAGUGCCGCCAUACCGCUGCUGAACCCCUGCCCCACAGCUCACGGAGUCGGGUUCCAUUGCACAAUUUAAAAAAAAAAAAGAUAAGAAGGUGCAGAGAAUGAAUGGAGAAAUGGAAACCUCUGCUAAAGAUCAAGCCUGGGGCAAGGAUGACCUGCUGAAGUUGCUGGAUGGCAUGAAGGGCAACCUUCCACAGAAUGAUCUCAGCAAGUACAAGACAGCAGAGUCACACCUGGACUGGGAGAAGGUGGCCUUCAACCACUACUCUGCGGAGAUGUGCAAGCAGAAGUGGCUAGAAGUGUCACGAGAGGUACGCAAAUUUCGCACAUUAUCAGAGCUGAUCGUUGACGCACAGGACUACAUCAAGAACCCCUACAAGGGCAAAAAUUUGAAGAAACACCCUGACUUUCCAAAGAAGCCUCUAACUCCAUACUUCCGCUUCUUCAUGGAAAAGAGGGCCAAGUAUGCCAAACUCCACCCUGAAAUGAGCAAUCUUGAUCUCACAAAGAUCCUGUCCAAGAAGUACAGAGAGCUCCCAGACCGCAAGAAGGCAAAGUACAUGCAAGAAUUUCAGAGGGAAAAGGAAGUCUUUGAACAAAACAUGGGGAAAUUCAGGGAGGAUCACCCAGACCUAAUUGAAAACAUGAAGAACAUGAAGCGCUCUGAUGUGCCAGAGAAGCCGAAGACACCGCAGCAGUUAUGGUACAACCACGAGAAGAAAGCCUACCUCAAGGGGCACCCAGAUGCAACCACAAAAGAUAUCAAAGACAGCCUGGGGAAGCAGUGGACACAGUUGUCUGACAAAAAGCGACUGAAGUGGAUCAAUAAGUCAUUGGAACAGCAGAAACAAUACGAGGAGGCGAUGCGAGAGUUCAUCCAGCAGCACCCAGAGCUCAACAUGUCCCAGGGGGACAUCAACAAGUCCACCCUGACCAAGGCUGAGAGACAGCUGAAGGACAAAUUUGACGGCAGGCCUACCAAACCUCCACCGAACGGCUACUCCAUGUUUUGUGCGGAGCUUAUGUCCAACAUGAAGGAUGUGCCCAGCACCGAGCGCAUGGUCAUGUGCAGCCAGCAAUGGAAGCUUCUGAAACAGAGCGACAAGGACGGUUACCAGAAACGCUGUGAGCAGAAAAAGAAAGAGUACGAAAUUGAGAUGAACCGGUUUCUGUGUAGUAUCCCUGAAGAAGAGCAGCAGCGCGUAUUGGGAGAGGACAAAAUGCUCGGAUUUAAUAAAAAGGGCAUCGGCAGCAACACCACCUCCAAGAAAAACUCCAAAACCAAGAGUGUCUCGGAGAAGCCGAAGCGACCCAUCUCGGCCAUGUUCAUCUUCGCUGAGGAGAAGCGGCACAAGCUGCACCAGGAGCGGCCAGACCUGUCUGAGAGCGAGCUGACACGCACUUUAGCGCGCAUGUGGAAUGAGCUCUCUAGCAAGAAGAAGGAGAAGUACAAGCGCCUGGAGGCCUCCCUGAAAGCUGAGUCCGAGAAGAAGGUUCAGGAGGAGCGCACUCGGCUACCUGAGUCGCCCAAGACCGCGCAGGACAUCUGGCAGCUCAGUGUCAUCGGGGACUACCUGGCCAGGUUUAGGAAUGACCGGGCCAAGGCCCAGAAGGCCAUGGAGGCAGCCUGGAACACCAUGGAGAAGAAGGAGAAGAUCAUGUGGAUUAAAAAGGCUGCUGAAGACCAAAAGAGAUAUGAGAGGGAGCUGAGUGAGAUGCGCUCCCCAGCUGCUGUUGUCACCUCAGGGAAGAAGAUGAAGUUCGAGGGCGAGCCAAAGAAACCUCCGUCGAAUGGGUACCAGAAGUUCUCCCAGGAGCUGCUCUCAGGCGGGGAGCUCAACCACCUGCCCAUGAAGGAGCGCAUGGGUGAGAUUGGUGGGCGUUGGCAGAGGCUGCCCCAGAGAGAAAAGGACCGCUACAAGAAGUUGGCCGAGGAGAAGCAGAAACAGUACAAGGUGCAGCUGGAGCACUGGCUCAAGAGCUUGUCGUCACAGGAGAGAGCCACAUACACAGAGUACAACUCGAAUAAGCGUAAAAGUACGGCUAAACCUGGUGGAACGAAUGCCAAAGUAAAGGCUUCAUCUGCCAAAAAAUCGGACUCUGAGGAAGAUGAUGAUGAGGAGGAGGAGGAAGAGAAGGCUUCAUCUGAGGAAGACACAUCCAGUGAGGAAGACAGUGAGGAUGAAGAGGAGGAUGACGAUGACGAAGAGAAUGAGGAGGAGGAGGAUGAAGAUGAGGAUGACGAAGAGGCGGAGGACAAGGAGAACAAGUCAGGCAGCAGCAGCAGCGGCUCCAGCUCCGAAGAAUCCUCCGACUCUGACUCGGACUGAGUCGCACCACUCCAAACUGACUGUGAGCAGCACCAGGCUGAGCCAACAUACUGGGGAGCGCUGUGCCGCCCUGCACUCACCUCCGCGGCCAGCAGGGGGUGCCCAUCUGCCUGCAUCUCUUUUACUCGUCAUCCAUUUCCUUCUGUAGUGCCCUCUCUUCAUCUCAUUGUCUCUCUGCUUCUCAAUCUGACUGUGAGCUGGGGGGAAAAAGAGACAGCUAACAGACAAUGUAAACAUGAAGGCCCCCCCGCCCCCAGCCCCCUGUCCCACAGACCUGGGCUCAACCUUCCCAGUGGUGACGCUACAGUGCUGCAGCCAACCACUGGAGCCUCCUCAGCACACGGACUUGCUGGAUCAUUUUUUUGUUUGUUUUUUUUUUUUUUGACGCUUUGGAGAAUUUGGUUUUCCUUUCAUUCCUGGUUAUUUUACCUUCGUUAAAGCAACUGAGGGGAAAAAUGAAACUGGAACCCACUUUCUUCAUUGCAUAUGUAUAUGUAUAUAUAUAUUUUUUGAAAGUUUGUGCUGUUCUAAACAGGCCCCAUGUUGUAGGGGUUAAGAAUGUACCUCCCAGCUCCUGUUGGGUUUCAGUCUUGAAUCAUUUCCCAGCUCGCCUGUUUCAGUGGGCUCCCCCCCACCCCCAAGACUUGAAGCCACAGAAUGCUUAUUGGAGAACCAUUCGGGAGGGUAUCAGGGACCAAGUAACUGCACUCUGAGAAUAGUUGCUUAUGAACUUUGUUUUCACUCGUUUGUUCUAACUUUUUCCUUGUUUAGUUUUGGUCAUUUUUAAUGAUGUGGUAUUUUCAGGAAGAAUGAAGCCAUUUUGAGUGCACUGUGCUGGUAGGUGGAAUGCCAGACAAAUGGUGCCUUUUGUCUCACUCCCGAGCAACCGUUUGGAGGAAUUAUUUCUGUUUACAUCUCCAUCACGUCCACUUUUACAUAGUUAGCUGUUGGGAAUUAAGAUGCCAGGUAAUGAAUCUUAGAAUGUUUGAUGUAGCAAGAGUUGAUUUUGUUAAUGAUGCAAGAUUGUUUCAAUUCAGUAUUCAUGUUUACCAUAUUGCUUUGUGAUUUAGAUCAUUGUCAGUUUCAGCUGCAACGGUUAAAAACAAGAAUGUUGUUGAUGGUGUGCACAGACUUUGGUGUUUAAUGGUGCUACAUCCAAUUCCUCAGUUUAGAAAAGAAUACAUUCUACAUGGAAUGAAGACAGUAACGGAAAAAUGGAUUUUUGGUUCUUCCAGUACCACAGUCUGAAUGUCUGAGUAAAUUUGGCCUAUUUUCGUUUUUAGUAAAAGCCAUCUAUGUAGGGAACUGGCCUUAUAUACAAUUGGAUGGUGUCCAUUUCCUCAGUUAACCACUAUUUUAGAUUACUUUUACUAAACUGUACACCACAGGUAUUUAUUUACGUCUAUUUUAUCUGACUUUUUAAUUCCCAAAGUUUAUCCCAAAAAAAGAGUUGUGCACUUAAAAAACAUUUCCCUCCCAUUCCAAUUUCUUCUUUUACAAAUCUGGUUCCUGAGCCAUUGUUGGUAAGCUGUUCAUACACCUGUGUAAAGUGCUUUCCUGUCAAACCCAGUACUGCAAAGGUCAAUGCAGGGAUGUGCUUCUAAAGUUUAAGCGAAGAAAUUCAGGCAUUCAGAAUUCUCCAAAGCUUGACCUAGCAUAAACACUGAAAAGAGGAAUGAUGCUGAGCAGUCAACCUUUUCUUGAACCUUGAAUCUCCCUCUACCUGCUGCCAUACUGUUGAAGGGUCACCACGCAUGAACAGUGUAGUUUAGACACAGGGUGGAAGUGAUCGGUGUUAAUAUGGGCAAAUACAUGUACUGAAGCUUACUUUGGGAGGCAGUAGGUGUGGCAGCAUCUCUUGGCUGGGAUUGUAUACACAAGGCCCUGAAUCACCAUUCAUAGCUGUGGUUUCUUACAGGGGCCUUCAGUUCAUUGAAAUUUCUCAAAAGGCUAUUGACAUAGAUGUGGCUGUACAGUCUUGAAGGUCUGAGGAAACAAUCUGGACAAAACAGGCUUUUUUAGCAGCUGCAGAUUGGGGUAUUUAAAAUUUGGUAAGGGGAUCCUGAGCUGGGAAGAGGGGCGGAGAUGGGGGGUAGGGUGGGGGGCUGUGAGCUGCUUUGUUUUGCAUUUGGUUCUGUAUUGUUGUAAGGUAUUUGUAUAUAAUGCUCUUUGUAACAGGUGGACGUUGUUUUAUUUGUAUCUUAUUUAGUCAUGGCUUCUCACUGGCACUAGCAGUGGCCAUUGGGACAGGGGAAGGGGACGUGAUCUGUACAGUUUGGCACGUCAGCUGCCCUUUGAGGGGAUGGACAUGUUUUAUUUUCAUGUUUUCUUUGUUUAGUUUCUAUUCCCCUUCCUAUUUUUUGUAGAAAUGAUAAAAUGUGGAAAAAAAAAGCUUUGCAGAUUUGUACGGCUUAUAAAUAUGAAACAUUUCUGAUGUUUUCUAUAGCUGAAGGUGUUCUGUAUUCCCUGCCAUUUACU
This is a messenger RNA of Megalops cyprinoides (Indo-Pacific tarpon), 5377 nucleotides long. RefSeq names its product upstream binding transcription factor (gene ubtf). Lineage: Eukaryota; Metazoa; Chordata; Actinopteri; Elopiformes; Megalopidae. The transcript is spliced from 22 exons. The coding region runs from base 671 to 2899 and encodes 742 amino acids. The record is from RefSeq and is a predicted model, not a curated record.